This is a messenger RNA of Trichomycterus rosablanca, 1158 nucleotides long. It is a transcript of the gene prokr1b, whose product is annotated as prokineticin receptor 1b. Gene Ontology annotation, cellular component: plasma membrane. Gene Ontology annotation, molecular function: neuropeptide Y receptor activity. The record is from RefSeq and is a predicted model, not a curated record. Bases 1 to 1158 code for a protein of 385 amino acids. NCBI's taxonomy places the organism in Eukaryota, Metazoa, Chordata, Actinopteri, Siluriformes, Trichomycteridae. Gene Ontology annotation, biological process: neuropeptide signaling pathway. The transcript is spliced from 2 exons.
AUGGCAAACACCACACAUCUUGCUGUCAAAUUAAUGGACAUCAGCAGCCAGUUGCCCCAAAAUGAACAUGAUGAUUUUCUUGACUUCUAUGAUAUGGACUACGGAGUACCAGCUGAAGAGAUGCCGGACACCACGCAGGGCCUGGCCUAUUUUGUUGCCACAAUUGUCAUAGGAGUGGUUCUUGUCUGCAUCAUGUUAGUUUGUGGCUUUGGCAACUUCCUAUUUAUAGCCACCCUGGCUCGCUACAAAAAGCUAAGAAAUGUCACCAACCUUUUGAUUGCAAAUCUGGCUAUAUCAGACUUUAUUGUGGCUGUUGUGUGCUGCCCUUUCCUGGUGGAUUACUAUGUGGUAAAACAGCUGUCCUGGGACCACGGGAAACUGCUCUGUGCCUGUGUCAACUAUCUCCGAACUGUGUCACUCUAUGUGUCCACCAACGCCUUGUUAGCCAUUGCCGUGGACAGGUACAUGGCAAUCAUUUACCCAUUAAGGCCCAGGAUGAAACACCAGACUGCCUACUGUCUGUUCACGGGUGUGUGGAUUGUUCCAGUCAUCAUAUCUAUACCUUCAGCCUACUUCACUUCUGCAACCAAGGUGCCUCACAUUGGCAAUCAUAGUAAAACCUUCUGUGCCCAGAUCUGGACUGUAGACCAGCAGCUCUACUAUCGUUCCUACUACCUCUUCAUCUUUGCUGUGGAGUUCUUGGGACCAGUCCUGACUAUGGCCCUUUGCUACAUGCGCAUUUCCAAAGAGCUUUGGUUCAAGAGUGUACCAGGCUUUCAGACAGAGCAGAUCCGGAAGCGCUUGCGUUGUCGGAGAAAGACAGUCAUGGUGCUCAUCGGGAUUUUUACUGCAUACAUUCUAUGCUGGGCACCAUACUAUGGCUACACUAUCCUGCGUGACUUUUAUCCAACCCUUAUAGCCAGAGAAAAAAACUCGCUGGUGGCUUUCUAUAUCAUUGAGUGCAUCGCCAUGAGCAACAGCAUGAUCAACACCUUCUGUUUUGUCAGCGUAAAAAAUAACACAGUCAAGUACUUAAAAAGGAUUGUGCUGCUCCGCUGGAAAUCCACCUACACUGCCAGGAAGACAGUGAAUGAAAUAGAGAUCAGAACAGUGUCUAUGCCAUUAACUGGGGAAAUUGACUGUAUACAGCUGAGGUGA